CAUCCCUGUGGAACACUUUAGACACCUUGUAGAGUCCAUGCCCCAACCAUGUGAGGCUGUUCUGAGGGCAACAGGGGGGUGGGGAUGCAACUCAAUAUUAGAAACUGGUUCCUAAUGUUCGGUCUAGUCAGUGUAGAUGUGCCGAAACAUUUCAGAACAAAUAUCGAAGAAACAACAUUUGAUGGGUCUGGAAAGCACAAAAAUAAGUGAAGAAAAAGUCAAGGGAAAAUGUAAACAGGAAGAGAAAGACAGGUGAUACUCAGACUAGUAGAUUCCCUCAUAAAAUGUCCCCUUAUUAACACCACGUGAUGGUGAUAUGACAGUAUGUUACCGCAGAGGGACUUGAAGCUGUGCAGAGUACAAUAACUCCUGCCCUGUGACAGGGUUGAGGUGAAUCCGGGUUCUGCCUCUGUUCCUCAUCCUUCGUUCAACGGGAAGGGGAGGGACAGCAUUUCUGGAAAUGUACUGGAGUCUGGAAUGAUGGACUAUUAUUGGUCCAAGGUUUCUAUGUAAAGCGCCAAUCAAUAGACGUUUUGGUAAAAGUGGUUCAAGUGCUUCGUAGACAGACAGGGGCUACCAACAAGGCUUGCUGGUUACUGUAUAGUAUACUGCAACAGCAUAGUCUCCUACAAAACCAAACUGGAAACAAGAAACACACCUACCUAUACUUUGAGAGGGCUAUAGCAGUCAGGUUAUCUACGAAUACAAAUCAGUCCCUCCUCUCCAAAAGAGCACAAUGAUUUAUUAGAAAAAUACUGAUUCAGAUUGGCAUGAUCCAGCUCUGCAAUCACAGCUGUAUGGCUGUGGGACAGAAUAACACUGUGGUUGUCAUGUCAAUCUCUCAGCUCAAUGUCCCUCAGCCACAACAAACAGAUUAACACAUUUACAAAAGAUUGGAAGUAAUUGAAAAAACAUUUGGCCAAGAGUGCUUUGAUCCACAACAGGCCACAGGGUUCAGCAUGUGGAGAACAUGGAGCUGACAGGUCCAAGCCACAGGGUUCAGCAUGUGGAGAACAUGGAGCUGACAGGUCCAAGCCACAGGGUUCAGCAUGUGGAGAACAUGGAGGUGACAGGUCCAAGCCACAGGGUUCAGCAUGUGGAGAACAUGGAGGUGACAGGUCCAAGCCACAGGGUUCAGCAUGUGGAGAACAUGGAGGUGACAGGUCCAAGCCACAGGGUUCAGCAUGUGGAGAACAUGGAGGUGACAGGUCCAAGCCACAGGGUUCAGCAUGUGGAAAAAAUGGAGGUGACAGGUCCAAGCCACAGGGUUCAGCAUGUGGAGAACAUGGAGGUGACAGGUCCAAGCCACAGGGUUCAGCAUGUGGAGAACAUGGAGGUGACAGGUCCAAGCCACAGGGUUCAGCAUGUAGAGAACAUGGAGGUGACAGGUCCAAGCCACAGGGUUCAGCAUGUGAAGAACAUGGAGGUGACAGGUCCAAGCCACAGGGUUCAGCAUGUGGAGAACAUGGAGGUGACAGGUCCAAGCCACAGGGUUCAGCAUGUGGAAAACAUGGAGGUGACAGGUCCAAGCCACAGGGUUCAGCAUGUGGAGAACAUGGAGGUGACAGGUCCAAGCCACAGGGUUCAGCAUGUGAAGAACAUGGAGGUGACAGGUCCAAGCCACAGGGUUCAGCAUGUGGAGAACAUGGAGGUGACAGGUCCAAGCCACAGGGUUCAGCAUGUGAAGAACAUGGAGGUGACAGGUCCAAGCCACAGGGUUCAGCAUGUGGAGAACAUGGAGGUGACAGGUCCAAGCCACAGGGUUCAGCAUGUGGAGAACAUGGAGGUGACAGGUCCAAGCCACAGGGUUCAGCAUGUGGAAAACAUGGAGGUGACAGGUCCAAGCCACAGGGUUCAGCAUGUGGAGAACAUGGAGGUGACAGGUCCAAGCCACAGGGUUCAGCAUGUGGAGAACAUGGAGGUGACAGGUCCAGCGUAGCAGAGAGUGGGGAGUAUGUGGAUAUAUAUUACUGGUCAUCAU
Messenger RNA from Oncorhynchus mykiss (rainbow trout), 1981 nucleotides. The record is from RefSeq and is a predicted model, not a curated record. Lineage: Eukaryota; Metazoa; Chordata; Actinopteri; Salmoniformes; Salmonidae.